Molecule: messenger RNA, 867 nt
Organism: Trematosphaeria pertusa
Lineage: Eukaryota; Fungi; Ascomycota; Dothideomycetes; Pleosporales; Trematosphaeriaceae
Product: Molybdopterin synthase sulfur carrier subunit
Exons: 1
Coding region: 192-482 (96 amino acids)
Biological process (GO): Mo-molybdopterin cofactor biosynthetic process
Cellular component (GO): cytosol
Source: RefSeq, a predicted model, not a curated record
AAGGUACGUGCGCUCUGCAACUGUGCCCAUCUAAUCCUCCUGUUAUGAUGAUUUUCAGAUUAUAGCAUGUAUUAUCCGACUGGCGCUUGCGCCCGUGUGCGGAGCAAAUUCUUCACUGAUCUCUCUGUUGCGCUCUUUCCGCAUUUCUUCAUAGUGCAGCCUUCAGACUGACGCGUCUCAGAAUCGGCAGCAUGGCCCCGGCGAAGGCGCCUUCCGGCCAUUUCUCCAUCCUGUACUUUGCGGCCGCCUCUACGCUCACAACGAAAUCGAACGAGCAUCUCCCUGCUCCGCUCGAAGCUCGCCAUCUAUUCGCCAAGCUCGAGGAGAAGUAUCCUGGCAUCAAAGAGAAGGUGCUGAGUAGCUGUGCCGUGACGGUCAACUUGGAAUACGUCGACAUCGAUACCGAGGAUGCCGAGCAGGCGGAUCUGGUUAUCAAAGAGGGCGACGAGGUGGCUAUCAUACCGCCUGUGAGCUCUGGCUGAGCUUCGCCGGCCAUGACCGCAGGAUGGUACUAUAUCCGCCUGAGAGUGGAUGGAGCUGGGAGUGUGUCGAGCGAGCGCAGAGCCGUUGAUAGAAGCGAGAUUUGAAGGAUCUACAGGGCGCUGCGAGGCAUGGCAGGCAUCGUUGUUUGCUACGACCGAAGGCCUGCGGAUAGACGAUCCAUGGAAGGAACGAGCCGCGGCCUCUAGUGAGGAAGGCGCCAACGACGAGCAGGUGCGAGGGUGCACCCGGGCGCGGGGGCAGCGGCUGGCGAGUUUGCUCAUGGCCUUUGAAGGAUAGGGCGAAGAGGUGCCUGGUACUGCCUGCUAUUCUGUAGUAGCUGAGUUUUCACGUAUAUCAGGCUGACAGGCCUUCCGUACAUUCUCG